Molecule: messenger RNA, 3395 nt
Organism: Stegastes partitus (bicolor damselfish)
Lineage: Eukaryota; Metazoa; Chordata; Actinopteri; Pomacentridae
Gene: rassf5
Product: Ras association domain family member 5
Exons: 7
Coding region: 1-1818 (605 amino acids)
Biological process (GO): signal transduction
Cellular component (GO): nucleus
Source: RefSeq, a predicted model, not a curated record
AUGGCGUCUGUGCUGGGGCAGCACCCGGGCCCGCACAGGCUGGAGUCGGAACCGCAGCUGCUGCUCUUCAAACUGUCCGGGAAGAAAAUAACGCCGCCGAGGAGGAGAGCGUCCUGGGAGAAGGUGAUGUUCGGGAGAAGCCGUGGGGAGUCCGCUGCUGCUGCUGUUGCUGAGGGGGAACCGGGAAAUCAUCCCUCGUGUCCGGCACCGGCGGGAGGAGAAGCGGCCGCGAGAGGAAGAGUGAUGCCCGAGGAAGGAUGCGGGGCUCCGGCUGCGCCACGUAGCCCGGACAGAGAGGAGGGCAGCGCGGGCAGCGACGGGGGCACAGCCGGGACACGGGAGAGCCAGACGGGGCGCACGAGCGAUGACUGCAACCGGAACAUGCACUGUGACUCGGACCGUAACGGCCGGAGUGGGACCUCGCUGAAGAGCACCUAUGGACACGAAAGAGCGCACCGGCACCGGGACGCGCCGCACGGGAGAAGGCGCUCUCGGAACGGAGACGGCGGACAUCGGGGCAUCUCCGCCUCGGUUUCGGUCCCGCUGGAGCGACUCACGCAGGGCAGGACCGGAGUCGUGAAGCUGGCCCGGACGGAGCCUCACCGCAGGGAGGCCUGGUCCAUCUUCCCCCAGGGGAUGGACCCCCGAGUGAGGACGGAGAGGGGCGAGGGACACCGGUUCGAGGAUAAGCCCGUUACGCAGGACUGGUGCGACGCCUGCAGCCGACAGAUCACUGCGCAGGCACUCAAGUGUCAAAACUGCAGCUACACUUGUCACCUGGAGUGUGAGAGUCAGGUCCAGCUCGACUGCAACCAGAGAGACAGAGAGCCCGAAGAAACUCAAUCUCCCACAAGCCACUGCUCCUCCACAGCUCCUCAACACAGACCCUGCAUUUCGAGACAAUCCGGCACUUCCUCAAGCUGUCAGCGUGCUGCUCUGGUGCUGCUCCGGUGCCAGAGACUCCCCUCGGACCUCUCCAUGACUGUCAACACGGUGCCGACCCCCUCCAUGACCAGCAGUAACAGCAUGAGCAGCGGGUAUUGCAGCCUGGAUGAUGAGAACGAGGAUUUCUCUUUCUUCACAGCCAAGACUUCGUUCUUCUGCAAACCCAAGCACGCAGCUAAGAAGAAUGAGGCAAAGGAAGAAGAGGAGCGAGGGACAAAAGACCUGUCAGAGGACGAGGUGCACACCAGGAUAGAGGAGUACAAUGCUCAAGUGUCAGAAAAUGGCAUGAAACUGGCUUCAGACGGAUCUUACACUGGUUUCAUUAAGGUCCACCUGAGGCUCAGUCGACCAGUCACAGUGGAGGCCGGAGGCUCAGAAGGAGCGUCCAGGCAGACGGGCAGCCGAGCCCCUCCAGAGGACCAGGAAGCAACGGACUGUGGACACACUGAAAAGAGGACGUCCUUCUACUUGCCAUGUGACUGUGUGAAGCAGCUCCACAUCAGCUCUCUGACCACCACCAGAGAGGUCAUUCAGGGCUUGCUGAAGAAGUUCAUGGUGUUGGACAAUCCUCGCAAGUUUGCAUUGUACAGGCAGACGCACCGGGAUGGACAGGAUCUGUUCCAGAAGCUUCCUUUGAGUGAGCGUCCUCUUCUUCUGAGGUUGAUCGCAGGACCCGAUGCAGAGCUGCUCAGCUUUGUCCUGAAGGAAAACGAGACAGGAGAAGUAGAGUGGCAUGCGUUCUCCGUCCCUGAACUCCAAAACUUCCUGGUAAUACUGGAGAAGGAGGAGGCGGAGCGUGUACGAGCAGUGGAGCAAAAAUACGCAGUUUACCGAAAGAAACUAGAGCAGGCCCUACGACAACAUGACCCCUGACCCCCUCACCUGUUACCUUAUGACUUCAACCCAGGGAGAGACUGACCCUUUCAACGCUGACCCCUUAAAACCCCCAGGAUCUAUUCACAGAGUGGAGCCCGAGUGGAACUUUUCUUCACGCUCCACUUAUAUACACACAAACAUGCACACAAAUCACACGCAGUCGCAUAUCCUUUCUCAGGACGCAUACAAGCCUACCCCCCCACCACCAUCCAUACAUCUGCUCCCCGCACAGAGAAUCAGGAGUUGAAAGCGACGUAAAAGCCUACAGGAGGGUGUGUGGUCUUCGAGCUGAUUGGACAAGUUGUGUUUUCAUUGCCAAGGACACAGACGCAGGAAGAUCUGUACUGUAGCUCAGACUUGAGAUCUCCUUUGGGACUGAUAUGAAUCAGUGGUGUUUUUAAAGAUUCCUUCUUCUUCUUCUGCUACUGCUGCUGCUACUGCAAGUGUUACUUAUGCAUGGGUCUCUCUCAGCUCAUCUCCCCUGCACAUAGAGUUAGGAUUUACACAGAAGGCAUGAUUACUUUUUUUUUUUUUCUGCAUCUCACUGGGAUGGAAGGACAAUCACACUGUGUUCCUUUGUUUUUUUCUUGAAAUUGAUGUAUUGCCUGUCACCAGAUGUGUUAUUUUUGUCACUGAAAUACAAGAGAUGUGGAUUUGUGAGGGAGGUGUUUAGAGUCAGGGGCUGAAGAACUGGUUAGUGGUGCUUCUACCUAAAGCGAGGGUAGGAAGCAGGAGGCAGUGUUUGCUUUCAAAUCAAAGAAAACAAAGGAGUGGAGGCAUAAGAAAGUGAGAGCCAUUCUCUGAUUUUUUCUCAGGGAGCACGUGUUGAGCAAAGAGUAAACCUAGAGGGGCAAAGAGAGCCUUCUCCCACCUUACACCACCCUAUUUUAGCACAUGCUUAUCUAUCCUUUAUGCCAUGUGAGAAGACUUAAAGACACGAAGAUGCUGUCAGGUGCUUCGCUGACAUAGAGAUCUUCAAUCAGACCCUGUUAGCACCUCUCUCCAUGCUCCUCCAAACACACACGCAAUCCUAACCUCUUCUCAGAUGAUAACUGUGGUAUCAUUCCCCCUAAAUCCUGAUCUCACCAACCCUUGCAUGAGCUCCACCUGCAAAUGAAGCCUACUGAGAGAGGCAAUCCACAUACCUUUACUGAUACACUUUCCAUACAUGUGUUCGGGGUGUAUUUGAAUGUGUGAGGACUUUUACACCAAAGCUUAGAGGGACAGAUCUACUGAGAGGAUUUUAACAGGAUCAGAGACAUUUGGAAGUUCGUUAAAUUAAAGGUGGUGUAUGUAAAAAUCAAACCAGCUUCUGUUUUGCACAUAUAGAUGCAGGUCAGUGAAUGGCCCAUAAAUCUGGGGCAGGGCAUGCAUUUAUGUUUUCUUUUUCCCCCUGCCUUCCACCCUUAAAAAAAUAAUAAAUAAAAAGAAACAAAAAUAUAUAAAAUUCAUGAUAAUGGCUAUGAUGUACCAAUGAUGUGUUUGCAAUGCAUAUGUAUUAUGUAGACACUGGAAAAAGAGUGACAAGGUUUAACUUUGUUGUUAUUAUGAAUAUUCAUAUUUUUUUGGUAUCA